This is a messenger RNA of Insectozyma verbasci, 1254 nucleotides long. The record is from the annotation of a GenBank genome assembly. Lineage: Eukaryota; Fungi; Ascomycota; Pichiomycetes; Serinales; Debaryomycetaceae.
AUGUCACUUCGUUCAAUACAGAAUAAUCAAACAGUGGUAUUUAAAAGGAAUCUAAGUUUUCUUUGGAAAUUUCUUGCAUUAGAUGAUGGUAAACAAAAAAUGGAACGUAAAUUAUAUAAUUGGGAUGAAUCACCUUAUGAAUCAAUAAGAACAAGAUCAGCAUUAAUUAAAGCAAAAGCAUUAUGUCCAAUCACUUCAAAAUCUAUAAAUUAUAUAUGUCCAUAUUCAGGAAUACCCACGCAUCAUUCAAAAGAAGCAUGGGAACAAGAUACUGAAUAUCAUAAACUUAAGAAAUAUGAACAAUUGAAAAAGGUUAAUUUAUAUGAACAUGAUUUAAGAUCAGGUAGAAAAUUUACUGAAUUUGCGUUUCCAGGAAAACAAGAUAAGAAUUUCACUAUUAAUUUAGGUAAUUGGGAUUCUUUUUUUUAUACAAGAGAUUUCCCUCCUAUGAAUGAUGAAUUUAAUUUAGCUGCUGCUACAAAAGUUUUAACAUAUCCAUUGACUAUUGCUUCAUUAUUUUAUAAAUUUUCACCAUAUGAAAUAGAACCAAAAGGACCAAUUACAUUAGAAGGUGCAAAAUCAUUAGCUGCAUUAAGGUAUUCAUUGUACCCUCCAUAUGUUAAAUCUUCAGAAAGUUCAAUUACCUUCAAAGAUCGUCCAAUGAGAAUAUUCAUCAUUGGAGCAAGUAUAGAAUCAAUGAUUCCAGGAUAUGUAUGGAAACAAUUUGGAUAUCUUUUUCCAAAUACAAAUUUUGAAAUUCAUUUUAUUGGACCUGAAGCUUAUUUCGAUAAAGAAUCAAAAACAUUUCAACUGACAAAUACACCAUUUGGAAAACCAUUAAUUAUUAGAUUUGAUGAACAAAUUACAUUACAUCAUCAUACUAAAUUUUUCAAUGAAAUUUAUGAUAUGGGUGAUUUAUUCCCAUUUGAUCCUUAUUUAGAUUCAUUUUUCUUAUUUCAUCCUGGUUUUAAAACUGCUGAUCAAAUACAUUGGAAUAAAUCUCUCAAGGGAUUACUAGAAUCUAAAUGUCCAAUAUAUAUGACUGGAUAUCAUGAAGAUGAUAUAAAUAAAGAAAUUGAAUGGUUAAAAAAUCAUGAGUUAUCUAAUGAAAUGGAUGUAAUUAUGAAUAAAACUGAUAAUUUAUUUGGUUGUACUAAAUUAGAACUAGUUGAUAGUAAUCCAACAGAGACUUAUAAUAUUAAUAACAAGAUAUUUGGAUUUAGAGGUAAGAGAUAUCAUGCAAUAAAGACAUAA